Messenger RNA from Ornithodoros turicata, 786 nucleotides. RefSeq names its product nose resistant to fluoxetine protein 6-like. The transcript is spliced from 9 exons. The record is from RefSeq and is a predicted model, not a curated record. Lineage: Eukaryota; Metazoa; Arthropoda; Arachnida; Ixodida; Argasidae. Bases 1 to 786 code for a protein of 261 amino acids.
AUGUUAUUUGACCCUUACGAUGCCAAAUCCGAAGUUCUAGGUUGCCGAACGGACGAUCCCAAACCAGUGUCAACCCUUCAGAUCGUUUCUAUGUCCAUCCUAAGUCUCUUGGUUGCCCUUACGAUAGUAGCUACACUUGUCGAGUGGCUAUUCGUUCGGGUGUCAGAGAAAAAUGACGGACCAAUCAAGACCGGAAAGUGCACUGAGAUGCUGCUGUUCUUCUCAGCAAUCACCAACACGCGUCGUUUGCUGAAAACAGAGUGCAGAGCGGGGGCAGAGGCUCUUCAGUUCAUAGGAGGCGUCAAGGUCCUCCUUACUUUCUGGGUAGUGGCUGCACACACGUACAUCAUCGUCCAACCAGAGUUUGUGCGGAAUUUACUGGCGUUCGAGGCAACCCUUGACCAACUGCACUUCCAGUUCAUCGUCAACGCAUUCCUCAGUGUUACGACAUUUUUAUUUCUCAGUGGGUUUGUUACAGCAUAUCUGUCCGUCUCCUCUGGCGCAACUUACCCGAAGCGAAAUGUCUUCUUCAUCUGGGGAGCAGGAACCCUGCUUAGAUAUUUCAGGUUGACGUGGCCUGUGGUGGUAACCGUACUGGUGGCGUUCUUGAUGCCCCUUGCCGCGGACGGACCUGCCGACCAAGAAUUGUUCUUGAAGCAGAUCCAGGCGUGCGCCGACGGCUGGUGGACGGUACUCACCUACAUCAACAAUUUCAAUGCUGUCGACAAAAUGGACAGAAACACGGAACAGCUCAUGUUUCAUGCCUGCAGCACCUGUGGUAUGUGA